UAGUUGGUUCAGUCACUGAGACCUCUUUAUUUGGGGAUCUGCAAGACAUAGAUAAUUUUAUUUCACACAGGGCAUCUGCACCCAUGUCUUCAAAGAAGAAAAGGAAAUUGUCUGAAGUUGUCAAGAAAGCUUGUAUCGGUUUCACUGAAGUGAUAGGAACAUUUAUAAGUGAGGUGUCCACAAUUAGUGAUGAUUCUGAGGAUCAAGAGGGAUCAAGAGGAGCCCAGAACAUCUAGACAGAGAAGAACUACCAAUCCUGAUCAAAAGAACACAAAUGAAGACAGAGGGAAUGAGGAGCCCAGAAGAUCAACACGGAAAAGAACUACCAAUACUCACAAGCAGGAUGUUGAUGAAGAUGAAGAGAUCGAGGAGGAUGAGGAGGAUGAGGAGGAGGAGGACGAGGAGGAUUGGAAGGAGGACGAGGAUGAGGACGAGGACGAGGAAGAUGAGGAGGUGGACAAAGAAGUGGAGCUAGAGGAUGAAGAGGUGGUCAAACAAGUGGAGCUAGAGGACGAGAGUGUCUCUGAUGAGGAUGAUGCAACCAACAAAGUUGAUCUACCGGCUGGUGAUUCAAGGGAAACAGAACCAACACCACUAGAAGUUGUUCCUUCUCAAUCAAGAAGGGAAAGGCUGAGGCCCCCUCCUUCUGCUAGUGUUGUGGAAAAGAAUGAAAAAUCAGAAAAGCACACUAAAGUUGAUGCACCGGCUGGUGAUUCAAGGGAAUCAGAACCAAUACCACUAGAAGUUGUUCCUUCUCAAUCAAGAAGGGAAAGGCUGAGGCUCCCUCCUUCUGCUAGUGUUGUGGAAAACAAUGAAAAAUCAGAAAAGCACUCUAAAUGGGAUUUUGAUCCCCCACCAAUGGACAUUAUGAGAUUCAUUGAUUUUCCCACACCCCGUGAACGUCCACCAUCAAAACCAAGUGAAUGUAAUUCAGAAAGGAACGCAAGGAAAUAUGAUGAUGAUUAUUUUUGGGACAAUUUAAGUGAAGAACAAUUUAAAGAACUUGAUGCCCAAAUUGAAGAUAUAGAAAGGAACAGGACAGAUAAGUCACUUUCUAGCAGCGCAGUUAAGCAAACUCCUGUACCUACAGAUAACCCAAUUGAACAUUCAGAAAGGAAGCCAACAAGAGUUGAAAAGACAACAUCAGCUACAACCUAUGGUCUACAAUCUGCUCCCAGCACUUCACACACACCUGCGUAUCAACCUCCGCCCAGAAGGCCAGCACGACCAGGGCGUGCUUUGCAGUCCCCAUAUAUUGAUUAUGGCAGAAAUGACUUGAAGUGCAGCAAGGUUGCAAGUCGUGCAUAUGAUGUGGUAUGCUCGGCCACUAGAAGGUCAACCAGGAGUUCGAGUCAAAGCUCAAGCCAAGGAGACGAUAUCAUAAUCAGUUAUCCAGAUUACUAUGUGAGCUUGAAGCACCUUUCUGAAUCAGUUAAACCAGGUGGAAAAUUAUUCAACACAGUAGCUGAAAUUUCUAUAUAUGCAUUAAAAUACAGAAAGGCCAAGAUCCCUGUAAAACAAAUACUCCCACUAAGAAUAGCCUCCUUUCUACAAGAUGGGAUUCUGGAUAAUGGGGAGAUUAAUAGUGCUUUCCAAAGAAGCGUCCAUCACCUAGACCGUUCUCAAUUGGUCAUGUUUCCUGUAUUGCAAAAUAUUCGUUUCAAAAGGCUUGAUAGAACAGUGGGCCACUUCUUCCUUCUAGUCUUGAACCUAAGGGAAGAAAGGUUUGAAGUUCUCGAUUCUACGAGGUCUCUCGCUGACAUUAACUUGAAGACAUGCUGCAACAAUUUGAUCACUGCAAUUAAGGAACUUUGGCGCAAACAUUACCCUAAUUCAAGGAAUAAUAUUGACAAGUACCAACUGAUUGAUAUUAAUGUUCCAUUGCUGUCAAACAAUCAUGACUGCGGGUUCCACAUGCUAAUGCACUGUGAACACUGGAAUGGUAUUAACAUGCCACAGUUUAAGGAAAAAGAUAUGCCAACUAUUCGAAAGAUGCUCACAUACAAAUGGCUCCAACAUCCAGAAAACAAUAUUGCAUGGAGAUGUAAAAUGAAUAUUUGCUAGGUGUGAAGCUAUGUGCAGCAGCUAACACAAGAAAGUUUAAUGCAUAGGAGUAACCAUGUGCAGCAGCUAACACAAGAAGCUUUUCAACGCAGAAAGAUGUACAUCUGCAUGAGUGGUGCAUACAACAUAUAUCCAUGUCAUCUAAUGGGCACCAAAACGUACAGUGGUGUAGUAUCAGAUCUGCUAAUGUAGUAGGAACUAUAGUACUAUGUGAUAAGAUCUGCUUAUGCAAAACAACUGACUUGCUUAUGCAAAAGUGGUGAAUUGCUCAAAAGUCAGGAUAAGAUCUGCUUUUUCUUGUAACAGAUCUGGCUAGUUAGGUGAUUCAAGAGAACAAAAUUGCUUCUAGUAACAGAUCUGGCUAGAUCUAUUUUUUUGGGACUAUUUUUGUUGAAAGUAGUAGCAGAAGAAGCUGAUAGUACAAAGUUGUUGCACAAUCACACGUACCUGCUUGUUUUUGGAUGUAUUAGCUUGCCUUUGUUUUGGAUGAAUCUGCCAGCUGCAUAGAUGGUGGCGGCGGCGCCAUGGA
Sorghum bicolor (sorghum) is the source of this 2593-nucleotide messenger RNA. RefSeq names its product histone H3.v1. Gene Ontology annotation, biological process: proteolysis. NCBI's taxonomy places the organism in Eukaryota, Viridiplantae, Streptophyta, Magnoliopsida, Poales, Poaceae. The record is from RefSeq and is a predicted model, not a curated record. The coding region runs from base 190 to 2064 and encodes 624 amino acids. Gene Ontology annotation, molecular function: cysteine-type peptidase activity. The transcript has 9 exons.